AUGAUUGUUGGUGCUGACGUAUAUGGUUUAAUCCUUAACGUCGGUGUACGAAAAGGUACCGCUAAUGAGCAGGUCGCGCAAGAUACCACAUUAGGUUGGAUUCUUUCCGGUCCUGUCCCUGCGAUCUCUGAACAUAGCAAUCCUUCUUCCAACAUUUCCAUGCACCAUUGUGCAACUCUCGAAUCCGUGGAUUCUGCCAUAAGACGAUUUUGGGAAGUCGAAGAGUUACCCUCUCGAUUUCAGUUAACUCCUGCUGAAACAGUCUGUGAAAACCACUUCGUUGCAACUCAUAAGCGUACCGCAAGCGGACGAUAUUGUGUUCGUCUGCCCUUCGUCCAAGGACCUCCGAUCGACAUCGGAACCUCUUUUCCCGCGGUCGAAUGUAUGUGGCUCCGUCAAGAACGUCGCAUUCAUGCGAAUCCUUCUUUUGCCGCUGAAUAUGUUCAGUUCAUGCAGGAGUAUAAAUCACUGCAACAUAUGUCAGAAAUAAGUGACACUGACUCGACUUCAUCCCAGCAUGUUUAUAUUCCGCAUCAUGCUGUAGUGCGUGAUAAUAGUAUUACCAGUCGGCUUCGCGUUGUUUUUAACGCUUCGUAUCGAACAUCAAAUGGUACCUCGCUUAACGACCACUUGCAUAUCGGUCGCAAGCUCCAAACAGACUUACCUGCUAUAAUCCUGCGUUGGCGAUUACAUAGAUAUGUGUAUAUUGCAGAUAUCGAGAAAAUGUACCGUCAAAUCUUAGUCGAUGAUCGUGACCUUGACUAUCAACGAAUCGUCUGGCGCGCUUCUCCGACGGAACCACUCCGUCAUUUCCGUCUUCGAACAGUCACAUACGGGACUGCACCAGCUCCAUAUCUCGCGCUUCGAGUACUUCAACAACUCGCCGCGGACGAAGGGUCAAAAUAUCCGCUAGCUCUUCCUGUGUUGCAAUCCCAAGUUUAUGUUGACGAUUGUGUUUUCGGCGCCGACGAUCAACAACUCGCUAUUCAAACGCGAAAUCAGCUCAUCUCAUUAUUUAAAUGUGGUGGUUUCAACCUUCGGAAAUGGGCAAGCAACUCCCCUGCUCUUUUAUCUGAUCUUAACUCCUCUGAUAAUCUUGCUCAUAGCAAAUUACUCCAACCAGACGAAAGUUUAAAGGUCUUAGGAAUUUUAUGGGAUCCAACUUCCGAUGCAUUCUAUUUUAACAUUCAACCAGAGCCAAAUAUUCCACAAACCAAACGAGCGAUUUUAUCAACAAUAGCUAAAUUUUUUGACCUGCUCGGUUGGGUUACUCCG
Messenger RNA from Megachile rotundata (alfalfa leafcutting bee), 1275 nucleotides. RefSeq lists its product as uncharacterized. NCBI's taxonomy places the organism in Eukaryota, Metazoa, Arthropoda, Insecta, Hymenoptera, Megachilidae. The record is from RefSeq and is a predicted model, not a curated record.